UCUGUUCAGACAGACACUUUAUUUCUCAGGAGCUUAGGGGAAAAACCGCACGAUUCCAAACAUAACUGGGCAUGCUGAGAGUGGGGGACGUGGGUCUUCCACGCCUGCCAGGGGCCUCUGCUGACAUCCUGCGUGGUCCCAGCAGAGCACCAGGAAGCUUUCCACAAGCACCUCUGGCCACCUCUUGGUUCCCCUUCUCCAAGGCAGACUAGGGAGAGUAGCCCACCAGACCUGAGCCCCUCACCAAGCCCGGUGCUGAGCUGGGUUCAGAAUCUUCCCGCUCCGUGUGUCAUCAUCUUAACACAAGCUGGUUGGUUUUGCUCCUGCUUGUUUCCAUUUGGCACUCUUGGGUUCUUUUCUGCCCUUGUUGCAGGCAGCGACUUGCAUUAAUGUGUGGCCACACUCUGAUCAUCUCUAGGUACCCCAUUCAGACCCCUCGUGAAGCCUGUUAUGGAGACAUGAAUGGCUUUCCAGGUGUCCGCAAUUACGGCGUUGUCGAUCCGGAUGACACGUACGACGUCUACUGCUACGCUGAAGAACUGCACGGAGACCUGUUUGUGGUGAGUUCCCCGAAGAAAUUCACUUGGGAGGAGGCCAAAGCUGAGUGUGAAGCUCUGGGGAUAGAGAUGGCCACGACUGGCCAGCUGUACGCAGCCUGGAACCAGGGGCUGGACCAUUGCAACCCAGGCUGGCUGGCAGACGGUAGUGUGCGCUACCCUAUUGUGACGCCACGGGAGAAGUGUGGAGGGAACGCGCCAGGGGUCAAAACCAUCUUCCUCUUCCGCAAUCAGACUGGAUUUCCAGAUCCACAGAGCAAGUAUGACGUGUACUGCUUCAAAGGUAAGGAGAGGUCCUCCUUGUGGGCCCACGAUUAGGGUGUCCAAAUUGUAUAUUUGGCCAGCUCCUGCGUCUCAAGCAGUUGCUUUGCCCAUCACUUGUCUCCUGGCCAGGAAAAACAGGAACCAGAAAGGUUCCUGUUAAAGGAACUGUUAAAGCCUCUCCUUAAGUCAGGGAUUGCUCCCCAGAAACCUUGGUGCCCAUUGGCAGUUGUUUCGCAUUAGGCUGUAUUUCUUGCAGUGCCCUCAGUUCUCAUUAUCGUGGCGAUAAGUUUCCUCCCAGGAUGUUGGUGAAAAAAGUUACAGUUCAAAUGCACGUUACAUGCUGCAGAACGUGAAAGAAAAGGUCUGAGCAUCUCCAUUCCUAGAAAGAACCUUGGAAGAUAUGACUUAUUGAUUUACAGUAUUUGUAGGCUGACCCAGUCAGUUAACACUCUUAGCCACGAACAACAAAGCAAUAUAGAAACAAUAAGAGGAACAUAAAAACAAUAAUACAAUACAGGCUUAAUAGAACUCCCAUAAUCAACCAAUUUGAACUGAACGCACGUUGAAUAGUCCGGCUUUAGUCCGGCUUUAAGUGCCCGGCAAAAUGCAAGGAAGGAAGGAAGGA
Molecule: messenger RNA, 1446 nt
Organism: Python bivittatus (Burmese python)
Lineage: Eukaryota; Metazoa; Chordata; Lepidosauria; Squamata; Pythonidae
Source: RefSeq, a predicted model, not a curated record